This is a messenger RNA of Trypanosoma theileri, 1458 nucleotides long. RefSeq lists its product as uncharacterized. The record is from RefSeq and is a predicted model, not a curated record. The transcript has a single exon. Lineage: Eukaryota; Euglenozoa; Kinetoplastea; Trypanosomatida; Trypanosomatidae. Bases 1 to 1458 code for a protein of 485 amino acids.
AUGGCGGAAGUUAACACAGCGGCUGCAGCAUCGUCGUCAUCCUCGUCGACAAACAAUGUGACGCCGGCACAGGCGAGUGUCAACGGCCGCGAGAUGAACACCACCACCGUAACAGGCGGAAUUGGUGGCAACAGCCGAAAGACAUUCACAAUCCCAAAGUUGGACGAAAAACAGUUGGAAAUAAAAUACUCUGAUAAUCACAAUAGUGGUUCUACCUUUAUUGUUGCCGAGGGAGGUCCCAGCAAUAACACAACGGAGGUAAACUCCGUCCCGUUGAAUUCCAAUGCCCCUGCAUUUGUUAUUGGCUCAGGAAGUCUAUAUACUAACGCGAAUGUGCUUGUUGAUAGUCCCUCCGCAAACGCCGCUUAUCUCUCCUUGCUGCAGCAGCAGAGUCUCCAGUACCAAAUGCAACAAGUUUCAUCAGCCGAGCAGGAGCUUUAUCUCACCCGUGAGAUGCUGCAGCAGUGCCCGCAUCCCGUAUUGGUGAUGGUGUUGUCAUCUCUCGUUGACGAGAACCCCGCACUCUGCCCGUUUGUGCGGCAGCGCUGCGAGAGGGCCGCCGUGAUUUUAUCUCAACAACAACAGGCCGCCGCCGCCAUGGCCGCCGCCGCAGCCGCCGCUAACAGCAACAGCAACAGCAACAAUAAUAAUAAUAAUAAUAACAACAACAGCAGCAGUGUGAAUAACAAUAACGGCAAUAUCAAUGGCAAUAAUGGACGUUUCACUGCCCCGUGGGUCUCCCACACAGCGGCGGCGAGUAAUUAUGAGAGCCCGAGGCCCGCCGCUUCAUAUACAUCAAGUGCAUCUCCGCAUGCCGGCAGUACUCGCAAAGGCCGUGGCAACCGUACACGCGAAGAGGGUCUUUGCAGUGUACACAACAGUGUGCGCUCCAUGAAUCACUUGCAGCUCAACAAACAGACAGGACUACACGAGUGUGUGCACGGCUUCCACUGUCUUGAGGACGGCGGAUCGGCAGCGGUAACGCCUUCAAACUUUAACACUAGCUCACCAUCGCCCUCACACGCGAAAGGUUCAUUAGCGCCAUCCAGAGAUGCCCAUAUCAAUACAGCCUACAGUAAUAACAGCUCACCCGCUAUGAAGAAUAAUAGCAAUAGCAAUCUGAAUGUUAACGGCGGCAAUAAUAACAGUAAUCAUAGUCAUAAUAAUAAUAAUAAUAAUAAUAAUAAUAAUCAUCAUCAUAAUAAUCAUCAUAUUAUGAACAAUAACAACAACAACCGAAACAGCAUCAAUGGAGGCACUUUGUUUGGAAGCAAUAUUAACAGCCGUGGUGAAAGUGGUGAAAACCCAGUGGUUAAGGAGGAGAGAGGCAACACUUUAUUCCAAGCCCUUAAUGACUCAGAUAGCAUGAACUCUGGGUUUGAUAUUCUGAACUCUAUAUUGCAGAGUGUGCGAGAGAUCGCCGAAGAGGAGGGGAACGUAGAAGAAUCAGUAAAAUAA